Molecule: messenger RNA, 1078 nt
Organism: Eremomyces bilateralis CBS 781.70
Lineage: Eukaryota; Fungi; Ascomycota; Dothideomycetes; Eremomycetales; Eremomycetaceae
Exons: 2
Coding region: 148-702 (184 amino acids)
Biological process (GO): tRNA 5'-leader removal
Cellular component (GO): ribonuclease P complex
Source: RefSeq, a predicted model, not a curated record
ACCCACUUUAAAGUUGAUAUCCAUGCAUGUACACAGCGUUUAGGUUGCACUUCAUUGAGAUCGUUUAUGAAGAUACUACUCUUACUUCGAUGCACUAGCAAUCAUGUGUAGUGAUCAUUAACCGGGGAGACUGAAAUUCCUAUCACCAUGGUCCGAGUCAAGAACCGAUAUCUCGUGGUCGAGUUCCUCUAUCCCACCUCCAACCCAACCCUCGGAGCCCUCCCAGCCGCGCUCGCAUUCCAUGGGCCGACCUCCGACUUCCUGACGCCCGGACUGCUAUCCAAAUCAAUCCGCAACGCCAUCGAAGGGCUAUUCGGCCAGAUCGGCCUCGGCCAAGUAGGGAACACAUUAGCUGUCAAAUACCUCAGCACCGCCACCAGCACCGCCAUCGUCCGCUGUCCGCGCCAUGCGUUUCGCCUCGUCUGGGCGGCGUUGACGUGCACGACGUCGUUACCAGCACCCGUGCGGGGCAGCGUCGUGGUGCGGGUGGUGCGGGUGAGCGGGACGAUCCGGAAGGCGGAGGAGGAGGUAGUGAGGCGGGCGAAGAAGAUCGUGGGGCGGGCGACGGGGGUGGAGGGGGAUGAUGUGGUGAUGGGGGUUUUGGGACUGGGGAAGGAGGUGGGGAGGGGUGGGGAGGGGUUGAAUGUUGAUGAUGAUGACGAUGAUGAAGAGGAUGACGAAGACCUGGGCGAUGGAGGGUGAUUGGCAUCCGCUACUUGAUCCGAGUUACGAUUCUAUGGCUAUGAGCCCCUAAGCCGUGCCAGCAAGAGACAAGGCGCCUGGGGGAAGGCGGCCCGACUGAAAAACAGUAUGCCUCAGCGGAUGACCUCUGAACGAUGUAUCCUCAUACGGAUCACGACAGAGAGAGCAAGAUUUGGCUUUAGAGAAUGCUGAUUGCCGGGAGACUAGAAGACUGGAGGCCCGAGUUCACGCGAGCCAAACACGAAGAAGUUUCGAAGUUGAAGCAAAUCGAAUGUCCUUGCCCUGCCGAUGGAACGCGCCAGCUUGUAUAGGAGAGAAAUAUCCUUGGUCAUCUGGUAUCAUUGAAUGCAUUCACGAAACGCCUCUGUCCAUCCAU